Molecule: messenger RNA, 2288 nt
Organism: Nestor notabilis (Kea)
Lineage: Eukaryota; Metazoa; Chordata; Aves; Psittaciformes; Psittacidae
Product: multidrug resistance-associated protein 4-like
Exons: 12
Coding region: 513-1523 (336 amino acids)
Biological process (GO): transmembrane transport
Cellular component (GO): plasma membrane
Molecular function (GO): ATP hydrolysis activity; ATPase-coupled transmembrane transporter activity; ATP binding
Source: RefSeq, a predicted model, not a curated record
GAAGAAUCUUAAAUCGUUUCUCUAAAGAUAUUGGCCACCUGGAUGACUUGCUUCCAUUGACAUUUUUGGACUUUGUGCAGACUCUCCUACAGAUUUUUGGUGUGGUGGCUGUGGCUGUGGCAGUGAUUCCUUGGAUACUCAUCCCCUUAAUUCCACUAUUUAUUCUUUUCAUUUUUCUUCGACGAUAUUUCUUAGACACUUCAAGAGAUAUUAAACGUCUAGAAUCCACAACUAGAAGUCCAGUGUUCUCCCACUUGUCGUCAUCCCUCCAGGGACUUUGGACUAUUCGGGCUUUGAAAGCAGAGGAAAGAUUUCAAAAAUUAUUUGAUGCACACCAAGACCUCCACUCAGAGGCCUGGUUUCUAUUUUUGACGACCUCAAGGUGGUUUGCUGUACGUCUGGAUGCCAUCUGUGCCAUUUUUGUUGUAGUGGUUGCUUUUGGUUCCCUGGUUCUCACCAAAGCUUUGAACGCAGGGCAGGUUGGUUUGGCACUAUCCUAUGCAAUCACCCUCAUGGGAACAUUCCAGUGGGGUGUUAGACAAAGUGCUGAAGUUGAAAACCUGAUGAUAUCAGCAGAAAGAGUAAUGGAAUACACAGAACUUGAAAAAGAAGCUCCUUGGGAAACCAACAAGCAUCCUCCACCUGAAUGGCCAAGCCAAGGAAUGAUAGCAUUUGAAAAUGUUAACUUCACUUACAGUCUGGAUGGACCUUUGGUGUUAAGACAUCUGUCUGUUCUAAUUAAACCAAAAGAAAAGGUUGGAAUAGUGGGAAGAACUGGAGCUGGGAAAAGCUCCCUGAUAGCAGCCCUCUUUCGCUUGGCGGAACCUGAAGGAAGGAUUUGGAUUGAUAAGUACUUGACAUCAGAGCUAGGACUCCAUGACUUGCGGAAGAAAAUUUCAAUUAUACCUCAGGAGCCUGUUUUAUUCACUGGAACUAUGAGGAAAAACUUAGAUCCUUUCAACGAAUACACCGAUGAAGAGCUGUGGAGUGCCUUGGAAGAGGUACAACUGAAAGAGGUUGUGGAAGAUCUACCUAAUAAAAUGGAGACACAGCUGGCAGAAUCUGGGUCUAAUUUUAGUGUUGGUCAGAGACAGCUGGUGUGUCUUGCCAGAGCAGUUCUAAAAAAAAAUCGGAUCCUUAUCAUCGAUGAAGCAACAGCAAAUGUGGACCCAAGAACAGAUGAGUUCAUUCAGAAGACGAUCCGUGGAAAGUUUGCUCACUGCACAGUGCUGACCAUUGCACACCGCUUGAACACCAUUAUUGACAGUGAUAGGAUUAUGGUUUUAGAUGCAGGAAGACUGAAAGAAUAUGGCGAACCUUACAUUUUGCUGCAAGAACAAGAUGGCUUGUUUUACAAAAUGGUGCAACAAGUGGGCAAGACUGAAGCGGCUUCUCUGAUUGAAACAGCAAAACGGGUGUACUUCAGCAAGAAUUACCCUGAAGUUGUUCAGAACGGUCAGCUUGCCACGGACUCCUCCUUGGAUCCUUCCUCAGGAUUAUGCAUAAACGAAACUGCACUGUGAUUCCUGAUACCCGAAACUGUUUUCCAUAGAAUGUAAACCUUAGAUCAUCUAAACUCAGUGACAGUGUUUGCAAGUGUCAGCGGGAGAGGAAAGGGAGGGGGGGCGAUUCUUUGCACUGGACAUCCUUCGUAUUUAAUACUGAGAAGAACAUUUUUACUUUCCCUCUUUAAUUUCAGUGCAAUAUGUUUUCCUUUCCAACUAAUUCUGCUUGUAUUGCUAAGGAAAUUAGGCAGACUGGGUUUUUAUUUGAAAGUUAUGUGGUAGAGAUCUCUUUUAUUUAAACAGGUGCAGGACACCUGACAAGUCUAGGGUGUGUAUUUGGAGCUUACUAAAAAAUUGGAAUGUGUCCUUUUUCGGAAAUAUUUUGAGAGCAAACAAAACUAAAUAUUUUCAGUGUCACUUUAGCAUGACAGCUAUGUCUAAACAGCAGAUUUGGUAAUGUACAACUUAGUUGUCUAGUGCAGCUGUCUUUCUUCCUGUCAUAAGUAGCUAUGUAGGUUGGUAGAAAAAGGAUUGAACAAGCCAAAAAUACUUUUUCCUUUUGAUAGCAAAAAUUACUUUAUACUUAUUUUUUGAUAAAUGAUUCAAAUAAUACUGUUCAAGAUGAAUGUAAAUAUUAAGUUUUAUUUUGCUAAAAUCCAAAUGCUGAAAAAUCAAAUCUCAAUCUUCCGUACUUUAGAAGAAAAUCACCACAUUUGCACUGAAAGGAUAUUUAAAUAAUUUAACAUAUAUUCCUCUUUUUAUCCAGGUUAUCAAAGAAAAAAA